Molecule: messenger RNA, 2209 nt
Organism: Melanotaenia boesemani (Boeseman's rainbowfish)
Lineage: Eukaryota; Metazoa; Chordata; Actinopteri; Atheriniformes; Melanotaeniidae
Product: F-box only protein 15-like
Exons: 10
Coding region: 292-1863 (523 amino acids)
Molecular function (GO): protein binding
Source: RefSeq, a predicted model, not a curated record
CACGUUGUGAUGGCCAUCUGAAAUGGUGACCUCUGUGAUCCUGGCUAUGUGAGGGUCACAUAAAGAUAGAAGAAGACUAUAACAAAGGUGACCUAUAUUAGCAUUUAUAGUACCCAUCACAAUGUGUGGUUUUACUGUAACUGCACUGGAAUGAAUUCAUACUUAAAUACAAUUGUUUUCCAGACUUUGCUCGUCUUCUGUACAUGCAGAGAAAUGUACACCGUCGCCCCCUGUCGUCACAUAUUCUGAUGGGUGACAGAUUUUGGUGUAACGGCUUCAAUCAGCACAGCGAUGGCGGUUGGAAGAGGUGAGUUUUUUCGGAGUUUUAUGAAGGGUCUAGAGAGAGUGCCUGCUCAAACCGCUCCGACGUGGCGACAGCCGGAUUGCGGCAGAGGAAAGCCGGGUGUAGGUAAAAGAUUUGCUAGUCUCAAAAGAGAAAAAUAUGGAGAAGGUUGGACGACGACGCGACCAAAGACAAAAUGGGGCCCGGCUCUACUGACUAAGCCCAGUUUAUCCCCCAGCUACCCAGGACCAAAAACAGACUUUUCCAGAAUAAAUUCCAAAGAAAACUUCAUGGAAAGGCUUCCGUCUGAGGUUCUGAUCAAGAUUCUGUCGUACCUGGACGUCUCCUCGCUCUUCUGCAUCGGCCAUGUCAGCAGACUCUUCCGCCAGCUCGCCAACGACGACAUCUUGUGGCAGAAGAUUUAUUUGUCCGAGUUUGGGGGGUGGAAGCCAAAGUCGGUGAACGAUGUGGUGGUGAUGGAUGACCCGCGGGAGGUGGAGAAACAGUCAACGGGUCGCUGGAAGAUGAUGUACCUUAGAAACAUGGCUGAACAUGGCACGAAGAUGUGGAGGAAAUAUCUGAGGGACAUCAGCCCGUACACCGCCCUGCCCAGGCAGACGGAGAGGGUCCUCAGGAACCUGAAUGUGAGCUGGGAGCUGACACUUUGCAACAACUGGGGCCAGAGGAGCACGUUGGAGCAGAGCCGUGUGUAUUUCUUUGAGUCCUCUGUGAUCGUCCGCUGGAACGGAGGCAGCUUCCUCAAAUACCAUCACAUCAGCAGCAUCCAGCUGUACGGAGUCAGGAAGGAGGCGCCGAAGAGCCCCGAAGCCAGGAAGCCCCGCUGGCGCUCUCUGAUGUUAAAGGUCGACACAAAGACUUGCCCACAAAGCUUCAUCGGUAACGACGGGCUGAUUAAAGCAUUCCUUCUGCCACCGGGCGUCAUCAUUGGCAUCUGGAGGGGUCAGAACAGCGUGGCCUUCAUCAUGGUCAGUCUGCACUUCCACAGGUUGGUGGAGAAAAGUGUGCUGGGAUCUCCGACCUGCCCGUACGCUGAGCCCGUGGACCUCCUCCCUGCGGGUGACUCGGACCCUGAGUUGGGUCUUCACGGCUACUCUUUGCACUUCGUCCUGCACAACACCAGCACUGAAAUCAUGUCGAGAUACUUUGGCCAGCUGUCCAGCCGCAUAGUUCAGAUCGAGCGCAGACUUGUGGAGCUGAGGGUCAUCAACCGGACCAACUUGUCGCAGCACAGGUCGCUCUCUGGAAGCAUCAAGCUGCCCUGGAAGAGCGAGGAUCUGGAAGGCGCCAUAGAGAACUGCUGCAUCAUGACUCUGACUCUGCUGGACGAGUUCCAGAAACCCUUCUGGUGCGUCAGCUCGCCCGUUUGCAUCACCAUGACAAAGAAGGUGCUGUCCAGGGACUACAAGGGCGAUCACUUUCUGAUGGAGUACCAGAAUCCCGACGGUGAGGUGAAGAUGAUGCUGGUCUGGCUGAAGGAACAGAAGCAGUUCUUCCUCUUCAGCCUCACCGUCUACGUGACUGUUGCUAACGUCAACAAGCGUUUCAGCAGAGAAUACUGAACCCAGACUGCGUCCAGUUUCAAGUUUCUGGUGUUUCCAGUGGAAUCAGAUGUUCAGGAUCUCUGCAGGUUCAGCAAAUUCAGGCUGGUUGAGAACAGAAGAUGUAAAAGUCUCAUGUUAACAAAGCCUAAAGUGUUUGAGGAGUUUUGACUUUGCUAAAAAGACUGAUUUAGUCUUCUGUUGUGUUUAUGACACUGAAAUUGUUGAUCUUUUUGUUAAAGUAAAAAAAUGUACAUGGGAAAAGAAAAGAAAAAUGAUGAAGCAUGAAUAAUGAUGCUAUUUUGGAUUUGUGUAUUUACUGAGUAUUAAUUUCAAUAAACUGUUUAAUUCUGUUACAAAUACAUGA